Molecule: messenger RNA, 3275 nt
Organism: Drosophila erecta
Lineage: Eukaryota; Metazoa; Arthropoda; Insecta; Diptera; Drosophilidae
Product: RUN and FYVE domain-containing protein 2
Exons: 8
Coding region: 329-2953 (874 amino acids)
Cellular component (GO): cytoplasm
Molecular function (GO): metal ion binding
Source: RefSeq, a predicted model, not a curated record
CCCAUCGCCAUCGAAACUGAAAGCAAAGCGGUUGAAACGCGUGCAUCGGGAAAGUGUCAACGGUUAUUUAUACACCAUGUACAGCAGAACCAUCGAGAACACCCCCAACAAAAGCUCGCGAGGAGCUUGCGAGCUUGGAACACUUGACAAAUCAAUAGGAUAAAGAACUUUUUGCCAGUCUUACUCAACGCGUACACAACAGGAUAACAGUGCACCCUUAAAGCGGCGAGAAUUUUCGGUUAUUUGGUUAAUUUCAGAAGGAAAACCUUCUUAAAAAGAGGUUUACAAAAGGAAAACUCCUCAUAGCCGUACUUGAAGCACCAGCAAAAUGCGUGGACUCGUCGAGGAUACCAAAAGGACCAAGUUGUCGGCCGCGAACAACAACAACCUCAGCAGCACCAGCGGCAGCAGUCGCAUAAAGUCAAGUAGCCUUGCAACUGGAUCAAGUGCAAGCGGCAGCAGCUCGAAGCCUUUGAGGAGUGCGGUGAAAACGCCAACCACGGGCAGCACGACGUCAUUGGCAGGAACAACGGCGGGGAAGAAGUCACCUCAAACAGGGCAACAACAAGUUGGCAAGUCCGCAAAGUCCUCGACGGCAGCAACACCAACUGGUACAACAGCAGCAGCAACUGGGGCAACAGCAACAACAAAAGCGCAAGCGGCGGCGGCCAAAAGCCAAAAGGGUCAGAAUCCACCCCCACAACAUGUGCAACCGAAACAGCAGCAGCAGCAGCAACAGACACAGCAGCAACCCCUGGUGUUGCAGCAACAACAGGCGAGCAACAGCAGCAACACGAUUGCCCUGCCAAAAGCCUCGCAUGCCAACACCAGCGAGGAGCUGGCCGGCGGUGUCCAGGACACCAUUUACCUGUGUAAUUUCCGGGUGUCCGUCGAUGGCGAGUGGCUGUGCCUCAAGGAGCUGCAGGACAUCGAUGUUGCCGGCGGCCCUGGCAGCUUGGCAGCUCAGACCAGUGAAAAACUAACAGGUGGAAGCAGUUCCCAAACGGGCUUCGGGUCCAACUACAAUGUGGGCGCCAGCUCCAGCUCCAAGCGCAACAGCAAACGCUUCUCCGGAUUAUGCACCGGCAGUGGUGGCGGUAGCGCCGGUGGAGGAGGCGCCUUGGACAUCACCGACAAUGCCCGGGACACGGCGGAAAUCGAGCGCAGCAAUCUGGUGAACAUCUGCAAGUUGGUGGUUAAGGAGCUGUUGGAGCAGUCGCUGCGAUAUGGGCGCAUGCUCGACUCGGAUCACCUGCCGCUGCAGCAUUUCUUCAUCGUUAUCGAGCACGUCCUGGGGCACGGAUUGCGGCCCAAGAAGGGUCUGCUGGGACCGCGAAAGGAACUCUGGGACCUGCUGCAGAGCGUCGAGCACUACUGUCCGGAGGCGCAGGAUAUUACGGCGAGCGUAAGGGACCUGCCCACUGUCCGUACCCACAUCGGCCGUGCUCGAGCCUGGCUGAGGAUUGCUUUGAUGCAAAAGAAGCUAUCGGAUUACCUGCAGGCGCUCAUCGAGCACCGGGAGGACUCGCUCUUCGACUACUAUGAGCCACAUGCUCUGAUGAUGAGCGAUGAGAUCGUUGUGAUAAUGGGCAUUUUGGUGGGCUUAAACGUAAUCGAUUGCAAUCUGUGCGUCAAGGAGGAGGAUCUGGACUCACAGCAGGGCGUCAUCGACUUCUCGUUGUACCUGCGUUCCAGUUCCAGAAACGCCGAUGGCGCUCCUGAAGACAGUGUUCCGCCUGCUCUGUUGGAUGCCACUGGGCAGGGCAACAUGAUUGCGGUGCUGGAUCAGAAGAACUACAUUGAGGAGCUCAACAGGCACCUAAACGCCACUGUGGGCAAUCUUCAGGCUAAAGUUGAGUCCCUUACGACCACAAAUGCGCUGAUGAAAGAGGAUUUGGCAAUCGCUCGGAAUAGCCUGUUGGCCCUUCAAGCCGAAAACCAGGCCAUGCGACAGUCCACUCCGGCAGCGGACAACAAUUCAACUGGGUUGGGUGGUUCCUCCGAUAAGGACAAGGAGAAGGCGUCCGAGGAGCUGGUUGAGGAGCGCCGCAAGAACAGUGAGCUGGAGAAGGAGCUCAAAUUGCAGGUGUCCCUGAAGGCGGAAUCGGACAUGGCCAUGAAACUGCUGGAGAAGGACAUACACGAAAAGCAGGACACGAUAGUCUCCCUGCGCCGCCAAUUGGAUGAUAUUAAGCAGAUCAAUCUGGAAAUGUACCGAAAACUGCAGGACUGCAAGGCGUCUUUAACGCACAAAACGGAGCUGAUGUCCAAGAUGGAGGUCCAAAAGGAGGAUAUGGCCAGCACCAUCGAUCAGCUGGAGAAAAAGUGGAGUCAUGACAAGAGCAACCUGGGGGAGAUUCUCAAGACCACGUCGCAAACACUGACCACCCAGGUGACCGCCAGCGAGGAGCGGGCUGCCCGGGCGGAGGCCGAGUCAAGGAUCGAACGCGAGUGGCGGAUUUCGCUGCAGGAGAAGGAGCUGAAGUUGAAGGAGAAAAUAUCCAAUCUGCAGGGCUGCCUCAAGGAGCUGGCCGAGGAGAAGGAGAGGAAUGGCAAACUGAAGGCUGAUCUGGACAAGGUGCGAACGCAAUGGUCAGAGGCACAAACUACGCUGGAGGAGCUCGGCAUCCAGCUGAGCGUGAGCAAACUGAAGGUGUCGGAGAUGCAGGAUCAGGAGCGUCGCCAGCGGCAGCUGCUCUCCGGCUCCGCCCAGUCUCUGCAAGCCAUGCCGGAGGCGGUUGGAAGUCCAGGUAUCUGGGCACCGGACUCCAUUGCCACCCACUGCACCGCCUGCGAGCGGGAGUUUAAUCUCACGCGGCGGAAGCACCACUGCCGCAGCUGCGGGGAGAUCUUCUGCAAGGCCUGCUCGGAGCACACGCUGCCCCUCCUCAAUGCCCAGGGUCAGCCGGGGAAACCAGUACGUGUGUGCGAUAUCUGCUACGCUGCUAAAUGAUAAUCAAUGGCGCAUUCACACAUGGAUAUUUGUUCGACUAGGAAUUGCAGGGGCGGUCGUGAUUUUAAGAGAGCUCUAGAAUUAUGUUCAUAAGUCCUGUUCCAUUAAAUGGUAAUAUUGUGCUCGUAUCUUAUGUGAAAUAAUAAGAUAAUUAAAAUAUACCUAAAUGUUAUUGCAUUAAUAUGAAUGUCAACCGCCCCUGCAACAAUCGUAUCUAUUGACCAUUUACCUUAUGAAUAAUACCCUUUUAGGGGUGUAUAUUAUAGUACAUUUAUAGAGUUGUGUAAUCAAAUUAUGAAAAUUGUGUUACAAACUUAUUAAA